Molecule: messenger RNA, 309 nt
Organism: Bursaphelenchus xylophilus (pine wood nematode)
Lineage: Eukaryota; Metazoa; Nematoda; Chromadorea; Rhabditida; Aphelenchoididae
Source: the annotation of a GenBank genome assembly
AUGCGCCGCGAGCGCAUCGUGACCAAAUACGUCGCGAAAAAGUCGAACUCCACGCCGCCGCGCAGGUCCCGCCGCAGAAACGCCUCGAAAUGCGUGAUUUUGGGGUUCAGAUUGCGAAACGAGCGGCGCAGAAUCCCAAUGGGGUCGCUGCAGCGCGCCGACGAGGUGUUGGUGCAGUCGGUGACCUGGAUCAGGUAUUGGGCCACGAUUUUGGAGACGUUGAAGCCCUGGUUGUGCACGGAAUUCGAGAUCAGUUGCGCUUCGGCCAUGGAGCGGAUAAAUUGGGCUUGGAAAAGGCGGAUUAUCUGA